UAGGAUAUUCUACAAGCGUUAGGGCCAUAAUGUGGCCACAUAGCACAACGUAGCAUCGCAGUACCAAUGGAUUUGGAGGCUAAAACCGGGGUUCAGAAGCACAUACUUUGCGCCAGCGUUGACGGACAAUCGCGCGUCAUCCCUGGAAGUCCGCAGUGGCUGACACGUGCCAGCCUCAACCGUUGAUUGUGCUUGCUAGACAGGCCUGAGCCAACACCUGGGUAGAACACCACACCCGUCGCCUUCGCCACCCUUUCUCUAUUUGAACCGUAGCACUUGUAUUAAUACCCGUUCACUCGCUGUUUCGCUUCUGCGCCCUGUGCGCACUCUCCUGGAUCUCAGCGCCGCACUUGAUCCCGCCAGAAUCCGCACACGACACCAACUCCAACACCAUGUUUUGCCUUCGCAGCUGGAUACCUGUGCUGUUUUUCCUACUUCGCACGAAUGCGUCACCAGUUUACCUGGUUCUCUUCAUUUCCGCAACGUACUUCCUCAACCGGCCCUGCGUCUACUGCUCGCUGCUCCUCUUCAUCCUUGUCGUCGCUCUAUUCGACUUCCACACGCCGUGGUUUGACCCUCCGCUCACGGACACGCCAGGACUUGCGCUAAAUGAGACAACACCGCUGCUCGAGACAGCCAGUGUCUUUGCACAGGCCGCUACGGAUACCGCACAUCAUUUGGUCAAGGGUGCAGUCGAUGGUGUAAGAGGCAAAGCUAGUACAGGUGCGAUGAAUGAGUGGGUGAAGGGACUACUAGGCAGGAAGGAAUGGAGGAUACAAUGUCUGGAUGUCUUGAUUCGCAUCUAGCAAACCAUAGCGGAGUCAAGGCAUGAUGGGCGGGGUCAGCAAAUGUGAGAGGCUCCCGCCGUUCCCAGGAAAGAGUUCUUGCUGAGGGUGCUCGGUAAUUGCAUGACCGGCGUUUGGCUUCAAUGCAUUUGCACGGCGUUUUGCACCUUUCAUGGACCCCAAACGAUAUUCACACCUGUUCCUUUGCACACAUACGGGGCUUCACGAAGUUAACGGAGCAGACUCGGAAUCAAGGCCAUGUCUGUUCGUGAUCACGGAGGUGAGUGAGCUUACAUCAAGUUCCCGAAACACCAGUACUAUCUUGCUCUGCUCCGAAAUGUCCGGCAGUCGGAUUGGUAAUAGAAUGAAAAUUCUCAACGUCUACAAAUCAUGAUU
Messenger RNA from Boeremia exigua, 1181 nucleotides. RefSeq lists its product as uncharacterized. NCBI's taxonomy places the organism in Eukaryota, Fungi, Ascomycota, Dothideomycetes, Pleosporales, Didymellaceae. The transcript has 2 exons. The record is from RefSeq and is a predicted model, not a curated record. Bases 393 to 806 code for a protein of 137 amino acids.